This is a messenger RNA of Larimichthys crocea (large yellow croaker), 2655 nucleotides long. RefSeq names its product inactive all-trans-retinol 13,14-reductase. The transcript has 11 exons. Bases 33 to 1874 code for a protein of 613 amino acids. Lineage: Eukaryota; Metazoa; Chordata; Actinopteri; Sciaenidae. Gene Ontology annotation, molecular function: oxidoreductase activity. The record is from RefSeq and is a predicted model, not a curated record.
UGCUGCAGAAGAUUCAUUAGGUCGUCUUCAUUAUGUGGCUCUUGAUUUUCUUAGUCUGGGUGGUUAUAUGGGUCGGUGGUUCUUACUGGUACCUGUUUGGGAAACCAAGCCCUUUCUCCCUGGAGUCAGUGAGACCUCCGGGACCUCGAGAGUUCGAUCAGAAGAAGCGGGACAAAGUCAUCAAGCAAGGUUUCAACCUCGACAAAGUGCCCCAGAACCUGGAUGUCAUCGUCAUUGGGAGUGGUAUCGGCGGGCUGACGGCUGGAGCCACGCUGGCCAAAGCAGGGAAGAGAGUCCUGGUGCUGGAACAACACGACCAGGCUGGAGGCUGCUGUCACACCUACGUAGAGAAAGGCUUUGAGUUUGAUGUCGGGCUUCACUACAUCGGUCAGGUCCAUGAGAACAGUCUGUUGCGUAUCGCCUUUGACCAAAUCUCUGAGGGCCAGCUGGAGUUUCAGGAAUUAAAUCAACACUUUGACACGAUCCAAAUCGGCUUGGGUGAUGAGAAACGAGAAUACACCAUCUUCUCCGGUAAAACCGAGAUGGAAGCCCAUCUGCUGAAGCAAUUCCCUGAUGACACAGAGGCAAUCAAGACGUUCUUCAAAAUCAUGAAGGUUUCAGCUAAGAAGACCCACUACCUGGCAACUCUGAAGCUGAUCCCACAGUGGGUGUCUUUAUUCCUGCUGAAGUCAGGCAUCGGAAACCUCGUCACCCCAGUCUUCCGCCUCUCUGGCACAUGUGCAACAGAUUACGUGAACACCCUGACCAGCAACAAGGAUCUCCAUGUCAUCUUUUCUUAUCUUUUCUAUGGCGUUCCUCCAAAAGACUCCAGUGUUCUCAUCAAUGCCCUCCUGAUUCAUCACUACAAACGAGGUGCCUACUACCCUAAAGGUGGUGCCAGUGAGAUUGCCUUCCACAUCAUCCGCACCAUUCAGAAAUAUGGAGGAAACUGCCUGGUCAGAGCUCCCGUCACCCAGAUCCUGGUUAAUGAGAAGGGAGCGGCUUAUGGUGUGAAAGUGAGGAAAGGUCAGGAGGAAGUGGAGGUUCAUGCACCCGUGGUUGUGUCAAAUUGCGGCAUCUUCAACACCUUGCAGAAACUUCUUCCCCCUGAGAUUAAAGUCAAACCAGAUAUUCAGGAAAGACUGAACAUGAUGAAACACGGCAGAGGGUCGUUCUUGGUCUUCUCUGGCUUUGAUGGAACUCAAGAGGAGCUGGGCCUUGAGUCCACCAACUUCUGGUCGUUCAAAAACAACGACAUGGACAAGUCGAUGGAAGACUUCUUUGCAUUGAGCAAAGAGGAAGCACCAGAUAAUAUUCCCAUGAUGUUCAUAACAAUGCCAUCUGCCAAAGACCCAGAAGCCAAAAUAAGACACCCUGGGAAAUCUUGCAUGACAAUACUGACGAUGGUGAAGUAUGAAUGGUUUGAGGAGUGGAAGGACACCACGGUGCGCAAAAGGGGUGAUGAAUAUUACAACUACAAAAUGAGAUUCGCUAAGAACCUCUUCGACUGGGCCUGUACUUUGUUCCCAAAAAUCAGAGACAAGUUGGUUUUCCAGGAUGUGGCGACCCCGCUGACCAACAUGCACUACCUGGGUUCCCAACGUGGAGCUAUGUACUCUGCUGAGCACAACCUAGAUCGUUUCCAUGCCGAGGCUGUGGCAAGGAACAGGUGCAACACCCCGGUCAAAAACCUCUACAUCUCAGGCCAAGACGUGUUCAGCUGUGGGAUAGCAGGCGCUCUGCACGGUGGACUCCUCUGCGCCUCUGCGGUGUUGGAUCACAUCGUCUACAUUAACUUGCUCCUCCUCAAGAAGAAGCUGAAGAGGAGGAAAGCCAAAGAGAUGGCUCAGCUGGCUAAGAAGAAGCUGCAGUGAAGAGUGCUCUGUACUUCGCCUGCAGGACAAUAGUGAAGCUGCACAGACCUGGUGCAAAAAGGACCCUUGAUUGUUGUGGGAAGUUUAAAGGAACACACCACCACCGAGUCCCAGAUGUAUUCUGUAUACUUAUAUUACAAAGUUGCCACAUACUAGUGCCAAUAGUUACAAGGAACGGAUGUUAAUACAUGAAAAUACAAUAUGCCAAAGAGUUCUUCCAACCAGUACAAAUCACAUUCACCUAUUUGUACAUUGACGGCAUUGGUUGCCACGCAGGCAACUGCUCAUCAGAAGGCUGCUCAUUCAAUCCCACAGAGAUGAUGGGACACUUUUCUAGAACUGGGAAUCCAACAACCAAUCUUCUGAUCAGUGGACGACCUGCUCUGCCACUAAAGUUCAGUUGCUGGUGUUGGGACCCUUUGCUUCUUUUCAGUAUUUCAGUUUUUUCCUGGUUUUGCCUGACUUGAAUAAAGCGUCAUUUUAGGGGAAGUGACAUGUUUACUAUUUAAUUUCAAUACUCUAAGAAGCCUGCAGUGCUUUUCUUAUUGUGACUGUGAACUCAGAGGUACAGAGGAGAAAGAUUUGUCUUCAUUUUAUUGUCUUAUUCACUGAUCUAUGUAAAAUACGAUUGCGAGUUAUAGAUACCAAUAAAUACUUCAUGAUUAGAAUAAUUGCAUUGUAUCACCUCUCAAAGAUUUUGUACAGAUGUAUGUACAGAUUACAGUUUGUUACUGUGAUAGCUUGGUUUGUUUCAGCAUUACACAUUUGCAUUUUUCUGCUG